GCGGGCAGCAUCAUGGCGGAGUUUAUGGAUUUGAACGUGAGCACGUGUGAGGAUCAGAGUCGCGUGCUCGGCCUCAUCAGCACCGCAGCGCAGCUUGGUUUCUCUACUGUCGCCCUGAACUACGAGUUUGAGCCGUCAGCCAAUAACAGAGCAGUCCCCUCCCCCACACCAACCAAUCAGCUCGUCCCACAGCUGCCCCUCGUACAGGGUCGCUCCCGGCCGAUCAGAGUGCUGAACAGACUGACCAUCGUGACAUCAGACCCGGGUCACUUUAGACCGAACGCUCCUGAGUAUCGCUGCUUCGACCUGCUGGCGGUCCGGCCCACCACGGAGAAGCUGUUCCACGCAGCAUGUAUGAUGUAUGAUGUCGACAUCAUCAGUGUUUCAGUAACAGAGAAACUCCCGUUCUUCUUCAAGAGAGCGCCGGUUAACGGGGCCACAGACAGAGGCGUGGUGUUCGAGCUGUCCUACGCUGCAGCGAUCAGAGACGCCACCAGGAGGCGCUACACCAUCAGUAACGCUGUCAGCCUGAUGGAGAGCUGCAGAGGAAGGAACGUGAUCCUGUCCAGCGCUGCAGAGAAGCCUCUGGAGCUCAGGGGUCCGUAUGACGUUGCCAACCUUGGUUUAUUGUUCGGUUUGUCAGACGGAGACGCGAAAGAAGCCGUUUCCUCCCGCUGCCGCUCAGUACUACUACACGCAGAAACCAGGAAGACGGCGAGCGGUGUCGUCCACACGGUGAAGAGUCCAGACACAGGUCCGGCAGCGAAGAAACGUCACCUGAUGGAGUGAUUGACAGCUGGGGGCGGAGCUUCAGAGUGAUUGACAGCUGGGGGCGGAGCUUCAGAGUGAUUGACAGCUGGGGGCGGAGCUUCAGAGUGAUUGACAGCUGGGGGCGGAGCUUCAGAGUGAUUGACAGCUGGGGGCGGAGCUUCAGAGUGAUUGACAGCUGGGGGCGGAGCUUCAGAGUGAUUUACAGCUGGGGCGGAGCUUCAGAGUGAUUGACAGCUGGGGGCGGGGCUUCAGAGACCAACAGGAAGUUGGAUGUUUUGAUUUCAGUGUAAAGGUUUUGUUUUCUAAAUAAAUGCUGAA
Messenger RNA from Scomber japonicus (chub mackerel), 1089 nucleotides. It is a transcript of the gene rpp30, whose product is annotated as ribonuclease P/MRP 30 subunit. The transcript is spliced from 11 exons. Gene Ontology annotation, molecular function: RNA binding. The coding region runs from base 13 to 789 and encodes 258 amino acids. Gene Ontology annotation, cellular component: nucleolar ribonuclease P complex. Gene Ontology annotation, biological process: tRNA processing. NCBI's taxonomy places the organism in Eukaryota, Metazoa, Chordata, Actinopteri, Scombriformes, Scombridae. The record is from RefSeq and is a predicted model, not a curated record.